UUUAUUCUGAAAGGGACAUCCGGUGUGAUUCUGUUGAGCUCGUCGUGUGGAAGUAAGGACUGACUCCCACUGACAGACUGAACCAAGUUUCUGCUCGCUGGUGCCAACGCCCGGCGAAACCUACAGCCACCGAUACCAUUACAGUUACGGGUAAAAUAGUUCUCACAGUUGCUAACAGCAGCAGAAAGCACAGAGAUGCAGACGAUCAAAUGUGUUGUGGUGGGUGAUGGUGCAGUAGGAAAAACCUGCCUGCUGAUUUCAUACACCACCAACAAAUUCCCUUCUGAAUAUGUACCAACAGUAUUUGACAACUAUGCAGUAACUGUAAUGAUUGGAGGUGAACCAUACACCCUGGGGUUAUUUGAUACAGCAGGUCAGGAGGAUUACGACAGGUUAAGACCCCUAAGCUACCCUCAGACCGACGUCUUCCUAGUUUGUUUCUCAGUUGUGUCACCUUCUUCUUUUGAGAAUGUUAAAGAAAAGUGGGUUCCUGAAAUAACUCACCACUGUCCCAAGACCCCGUUCCUUUUGGUAGGCACUCAGAUUGACCUGCGCGAUGACCCUUCUACAGUGGAGAAGUUGGCCAAGAACAAACAGAAGCCGAUCACCCCUGAGACGGCAGAAAAGCUGGCUCGUGACCUCAAGGCAGUCAAAUACGUCGAGUGCUCAGCCCUAACUCAGCGGGGACUGAAGAACGUAUUCGAUGAGGCUAUCCUAGCCGCAUUAGAGCCCCCCGAAACUCAGAGAAAGAGAAAAUGCUGUUUGUUCUGAUGUCUUCUUAACGUCCUUGCUUUGCCUCUCAAUUGUCUGCUGCUUAUUGAUAGCAAAGAAAUGUCUGUCACUGAAGUAACCAUGCAUUUCUUUGAAACUCUGUGCCUGUUUACUGUUUUCUUUCUGUUUGUGUACUUUCUUUUCAACUCGGUCUAACCACGAUCACACAUGUUGCCUAAGAUGACAGAAUGCCAAUUUUCAAUUUCACUUUGUGUGCAAAUUAAUACAAUAAGACACAAUUAAGAUGUGUUUUUUUUUUUAAUGGUAGGAACAAAGCUCAUGUGUUGUAUCCUGUAAGAAACAUUUGCUAUUAUUUUGUCUUACAAUAGUAGUGAUUUUUUUUUCUGCUAAAUCAAGAUCUUUACUCAUCUUGAUCAUGGAGAGAAUCUUACAAAACAUUAUCUGAAUAAAGGAAAUCUUUCAUUGCCCUGCCUCAUUUCUACUCGUUUUAGGCUCUAGCAGAUGCAAAUGUGUUUGUCUGGACUACCUUUUUUGAAUAAUAACAUUUUGUUUUCACAGAAAGGAUUAAAGAAUGUGUUUGAUGAGGCAAUACUGGCUGCCCUGGAGCCUCCCGAGCCUAAGCAAAAACGUAAAUGUGCUCUGCUCUAAGCUUCCUCACGCUGGUCGGUCCUCACAUCCUUUUCUAAAUUUAACUUGAUGGUAUUCAAGAGGUUUUUCUGCAGAAGCACAUUCCACCACGAGUUGAGAUAUAAAAUAUUAACCAUCUCACUGACUUAACAUGAAAGCUUCUUUUUCAUAUGUAAAAUGAUUUUGAGGCUGAAUAACCUUUGAUGUCACUUAAAAUGACUGUACAUGAUGUAAAACCUCACUGCUUAGGCCGCUGACAAAUUGAAGAAGACGGUUUAAAGAAUUUUUGUGGGGGUUUUUAUUCCAAAAGGACCAAUGUGUGUUCAAUUUUUUUUUAGUUUCCUGUACAAACAAAUGCUUACAUUUUUCUGUAAUGCUUCCUUCCUGUUAAAAUUGUGACAUAACUUUGUUUCAACUGUAUUCCUCCUGUUUUGGUCAUAGAAGUGUUCUUCACGCCGUUUGGAAAAGUUUUUUACUCCCAAGAGUUGGAUGUUAAACUCUUAUGGAGGCUUUGAAGUUGUAUUCAGAAAUAAAAUUCAGAUGACUGUUGCUGUAGAAACUUUCAAAGCGUUUGUAUCAGAGUGCUUCAAAACAGUUUGAGCUCCUAGUUGUCCCUUUUAGUUUUCCAACAAAGUGUGUUACGGAGGUGAUGCAAGGUGAGUUUAUCAGACUCAUUAGCUACUCAGCAUCAUUUACACUUUGAGAUUCUAUGGGACUGAACUACUUCUUUUACUACAUUCGAACUUAUUCAAGGGUAGGAGCUUGAAUUUGCAAAUAUAGUUGUGAUAAUGUAUUCAUUCAAAGUUUAUUAAUAAUGCGGUUCAAAGAAACCAAGAUGGAAUUACGAGGAAAAUGCAUCUGAUUUGUAUUAAGUUUGACAAGUUGUGUUUUGGGGAUUUUUAUUGCUUGUAAAAGAACCACAAUAAAGCAGUAUUAUAAUUAUA
Molecule: messenger RNA, 2303 nt
Organism: Oryzias melastigma (Indian medaka)
Lineage: Eukaryota; Metazoa; Chordata; Actinopteri; Beloniformes; Adrianichthyidae
Product: cell division control protein 42 homolog
Exons: 6
Coding region: 196-771 (191 amino acids)
Biological process (GO): modification of synaptic structure; small GTPase-mediated signal transduction
Cellular component (GO): dendritic spine
Molecular function (GO): GTPase activity; GTP binding
Source: RefSeq, a predicted model, not a curated record